Molecule: messenger RNA, 6374 nt
Organism: Coturnix japonica (Japanese quail)
Lineage: Eukaryota; Metazoa; Chordata; Aves; Galliformes; Phasianidae
Gene: HSPA12A
Product: heat shock protein family A (Hsp70) member 12A
Source: RefSeq, a predicted model, not a curated record
AUGAGCGGAAUCGGAGCUUCCGAGGGGCACAGGUUGAGAAAGAGCCCGCUCCAAAGGCAAACGAAGCAAUGCGGUGCUGUGACGGUAACCCUGCAGUCCGUGGUGCUGGGGAGCCCGUCAGUGGUCGCAGACCGUUCGUCUCCUCCGAGCCUCAGCGCUCCUCGCUCAGCCGCCGCCGGGCCCGCAGCGGGGUGGGGCAGCGCCGCCCCCUGCCUGCCACGGGGUCUGGCUGCAGCGGCACCGCCCGCAGGAAGGCGCGGCGGGGUGGGGACGGGAGGAAGCAGCGGAGCCUCCCCCGGGCUGGGUUCCACGGCCGGCCCAUGCCUCGGCGGGAGCAGUGAGCGGCGGGCUGAGCGGAGCCGCGGGGCGGCGGCGGGCGGCCAUGUCGGAGAGCGAGGGAGGCGCGGCAGAUGCAGUUUCCACAUCUACUUACUCAUCACCAGCCAAAAGUUUGGGAGACCCUGGAAUCACUCCGCUUUCUCCAUCGCAUAUCGUGAAGGACUCUGAUGCAGAAGAUGCUGUAGAACAGUUAUUUCUUGUUGUUGUGGCUAUUGAUUUUGGCACAACAUCCAGUGGCUACGCCUACAGCUUCACCAAGGAGCCGGAAUGUAUUCACGUAAUGAGACGAUGGGAAGGUGGGGAUCCAGGUGUAUCCAACCAGAAGACACCAACUACUAUCCUCUUAACACCAGAAAGAAAGUUUCAUAGCUUCGGAUACGCAGCGAGGGAUUUCUACCAUGACUUGGAUCCCAGCGAAUCAAAGCACUGGUUGUAUUUUGAGAAGUUUAAGAUGAAGCUGCAUACCACUAGUAAUCUUACCAUGGAGACGGACCUGACAGCUGCAAAUGGCAAAAAAGUCAAAGCACUUGAAAUAUUUGCUUACGCCCUGCAAUUUUUUAAGGAACAGGCACUAAAGGAGCUCAGUGACCAAGCAGGUUCGGACUUUGAAAAUACUGAAGUAAGAUGGGUUAUUACAGUGCCUGCUAUUUGGAAGCAGCCUGCAAAGCAGUUUAUGAGACAAGCUGCCUACAAGGCAGGAAUGGCAAGCCCUGAAAACCCUGAGCAGCUGAUCAUUGCCCUGGAACCUGAGGCAGCUUCUAUCUACUGCCGGAAGCUCCGCCUUCACCAGAUGAUAGAGCUGAGCAGCAGAGCGCCUGUCAAUGGCUACAGCCCCAGCGACACCAUUGGAACUGGAUUUACACAAGCAAAGGAACAUGUCCGUCGCAAUCGACAGAGUCGCACCUUUUUGGUGGAAAAUGUUAUAGGAGAAAUCUGGUCUGAACUGGAAGAAGGUGACCGUUACAUCGUUGUUGACAGUGGAGGAGGCACAGUAGAUAUGACAGUCCAUCAGAUCAGGCUCCCCGAAGGACAUCUUAAGGAACUAUACAAGGCAACAGGUGGGCCAUAUGGUUCCCUAGGUGUGGACUAUGAAUUUGAAAAGCUCCUGUGUAAAAUAUUUGGAGAAGAUUUUAUUGAGCAAUUUAAAAUCAAGCGUCCUGCUGCCUGGGUAGAUCUGAUGAUAGCAUUUGAGUCCCGGAAACGGGCAGCAGCUCCAGACAGGACCAAUCCACUAAACAUCACUCUGCCUUUCUCCUUCAUUGAUUAUUAUAAGAAGUUUCGAGGUCACAGUGUAGAACAUGCCUUGAGGAAAAGCAACGUGGACUUUGUGAAGUGGUCUUCCCAAGGAAUGCUGAGGAUGAGUCCAGAUGCAAUGAAUGCACUGUUCAAACCUACAAUUGACCAGAUUGUUCAGCACCUGAGUGAUGUGUUCGAUAAGCCAGAAGUGACCAAUGUCAAGUUUCUGUUCCUGGUGGGUGGCUUCGCUGAAUCCCCUUUACUCCAGCAAGCUGUCCAGAGCGCUUUUGGUUCGAGAUGUCGAGUCAUCAUUCCUCAGGAUGUGGGGCUCACUAUCCUCAAAGGAGCUGUUCUCUUUGGUCUAGACCCCGCUGUCAUCAAAGUGCGGCGUUCACCUCUCACCUACGGUGUGGGUGUGCUGAAUCGGUUUGUGGAAGGGAAGCAUCCACCGGAGAAGCUGCUAGUCAAAGAUGGCACGCGUUGGUGCACUGAUGUCUUUGACAAAUUUAUCUCCGCCGACCAAUCUGUAGCCCUUGGAGAAACUGUGGCACGCAGUUACACACCUGCCAAACCUUCUCAAUUAGUAAUAGUGAUCAAUAUCUAUAGCUCAGAACAAGAUAAUGUCAGCUUCAUCACUGAAUCUGGAGUGAAAAAGUGUGGCACCCUUCGCCUGGAUCUCACAGGAACUGAUGCUUCUGUGCCAAACAGACGGGAGAUCAAAACACUUAUGCAGUUUGGGGACACUGAGAUCAAAGCCAUGGCCAUUGAUGUUGCCACCUCUAAAAGUGUCAAAGUUGGUAUUGAUUUCUUAAACUACUAACAGAUGGUUUCCCCCACCAUGGCCUGUUUGUGAGACUCAUCGUCUACUAUUUCAUUUUUUGACUAUCAUAUGUCACAUAAUCAUCUUGAAUUUCAGCAGGCUAUAUGGGAACAGCUAGUAAGGUGGGGUAUGUCAUGCUUGUGCCCUUGAAGGACCAAAGGUUGGAUUUUAAACCAUCCUUUAAAAGUUUGAGGAGGAAAAGCUUCAGAGGUAGUAAAAGUUGUUCAAGCAUGUGGAAAGAUCUGCCUUUAUUAAGUAUUAUUAUUGCAUCCUGAAGAUUGGUUAAGAAAUAUAAAAUCAUUAUUUCCUUGCCUUGCUCUUCUUCCUCUUCCUCCCAGGAAACAUUUGCUAGCCCAGGUGGUUGGUGUAGGGGGGUAUCUGUGUGGGGCAUCUGUCUGAAACAGCACCAUCCUCUGAGCAUGGAAACAAAUUUGUAAGUUACAGCUUUCUUUUGGUUUUUGGCCUGUACUUUCAUCAAUGUAAGCACUGAAAAUCAGGGAUGGAAAGAAGUAGGAAGUGAGUGUCUUCACUUCUGAGGUCACACUGAAAAGAAAAUCCUUAGAAAUCCUUAAAAGUAGAUCUAGGAAACAUAUAUUUUAGUAGCCUCGUGUUGGUUAUCCAAGCUUGAGGAGGUCUUUCUUGUCAAAGCUCUCUGAACUAGCUAUUGGAUUAAAUAGCUAACAUUACCCUCAUUAUACUUCAGAAAUUUAUUAAGAGCAAAGUAAUUUCCCUUUUUAGGUCUUGUAAACUUGUAUUUAUUAGUUUCCAUCCAGAAUCACAAAAUAGAUGAAGUUGGAAGGGAUCUCUGAAAACUAUCUGCUCCAACCCCUAAACUCUAAGCUAGAACAGGAUGCUCUGUCCUUGCAGACUGUGAAUAUCUUCAAAGGUAGAGAUGCCUAAACUUCUUGGGGCGAUCUAUUCCAGUGUUUGACAACACUCACUAUAAAAACAAACAAACAAAACAAAAAACCCCCCACAUUUUUAAAACCAUUUUCUUAUGUUUUAAUUUGUGCCCAUUGCCUCUUAUCCCUUCACUGAAAACUACUGAGAAGUCUUGCUCCAUUUUCUGUGUCUUGUUAGACUUUAUAUGCAUUCCUGAUUGCUUCUUCUUGAGUCUAAAGUCCUAGAUCUCUCAGCCUCUCCUCUUACAACUGAUGCUCUGAUCCCUUUGUUGUCUUUGUGACACCUUGGCAGACUUAGCCGAUAAGUCCAUGUUGCUCUUGUACUGAGAGGCACAGGACUGGAUGCCAGAUGUGGUCUCAUGGGGUCUGAACAGAAGAGAACGUUCACCUUCCUUAUCCUGCUGGCAGUACUUUUCCUUGUGCAGCCCAGCUGUUGGUAUUUUUUGCCUCAAGGGUGUGUUGCUGGCUCAUGAAGACUGUCUACCAAGACCUUUGAGGUCUUUUUCCACUAGGAUGCUUCCCAGCCAGUGGAUCCCCAGCAUAUUCUGUUGUAUGGAGUUAUUCCUCCAGAGAUUUAAGACUGUGCACUUCUCUCAUAAUCAUAUUUUUUUCUUGUUAAUUCCCAUGUUAACAUUUAGAAGUACAGUUAGAUGAUGGCUGUCCAGGAGAAUAAACUGAUAACUUCAGUUUUAAAUCCACUCCUAGAUGGUGUAUGGAUGCUAACCUAGAUAACCAUCAAAUACUGAUGCUUUCAGAGCACUUACAUAGAGCUGCCUGAUUACCUGCUGGAAUUCAUUACAUUUUUGAACUUGCAGUUUUAAUUCUUAAACUAAACCUUCCUUUCUAAUAAUUUGAGCAUGGGUUGUUUCGGUUACUGACACUUUAGGGAAAUGAAAGCUUUAUCAAUGUUUUCACUGAUUUACAUUCCAAUCCUGCACUUAAGCUUUCCGUGUUUAUCCUGGAGAUUUGCCACUGUAAAGAGUCGCAGAACUGGUCUGCUGCAUUUGCCAUUGAGUUUUCUGUGUCUGUUGCAGGAUUCCCUAGUAGAAUAUGAAAUCUGUUCAGCAUUCAGCUUUAAAAAAAGAAAAAGUAAUGGAGAAUGGAGUCACAGUAUCCGGCUGGAUACUUUCCUAUAAUUACAAAGUGUGCUUUCUAGCAUUCAAUUUCCUGCUGCCUGCUAAAUGCUUUAAAAGCUAAAUACUGGGAUUUUUUUGUGUGUGUUGCUUUCCAUGGUUUACAAACAAGAGAAACUUUAAGAUGAGUUAUGAACAAUAUAAUUUUAUGUAUAUACAAUAUUUAAAUAUUGUACAGACUCUUUCUUUCUACAGUGCUAUUUUCUUGUAUAAAAAUGCUCUUUGCCUCUGUUGAUUUCAUUCAGCUGUUAAUUUUAAAUAACAUAGUUUCUCAAUCAGCUUCCAUAAUUAUAGGCUUUUAAAGAUGGUAAGAUAUGAAAUGUAAAAGGCUGAUCUUAUAAUAAUAGGAAGGAAAUGUUGAUGUGUCAGAAAAUACAACAUUCUUCCUGCAAUGCAAGUCACACCAGUUAAGCGUAUUACACAGAUGCACUUGUAUUUUGCUGGGAUUUCAUUUCUUUGUUUCAGAUGGUGACCAUUCCAGCAGUUCAUCAUAAUAAUGGAUGAAUCCUCCUGUAAAAAGAAGUUAUAUUUAGCUUGUAUGAUCUGAAUAUACAGCUUAUAUAUACAGUAAGGAUCUUUUCCAGUUAAAAAGAGGUAAAUGCUUUCCAGAGCCAGGUAACGCUGAUUUGUAGUAGUUGCAGGUCUCUGUCUGUCACUACUUCCUACCAAACACUAAAUUCUUAAAGAGAGAAGGCUUCACGGUCUUUGCAUCCGAUGUUAAACAGAAUGGUUCCAAUUAAACAAGGAUUUGUUUCCAGUGGCCUUAGGUUAAUGCAGAAUUCGAUACAGUUAAGGUCUGCAAUCCCCCCCCAGGAAGAGGAGGUGAACUGUAGGGUCUUGUGGCCCUUGGGUUUUGUUCUGUUUUCAGCCCGUCUGCUGGGAAUGCUAGCAGUAGUUUCUGCAGCUCUUUUGAAGUGUAGUUCCCCGCAUGGUAGAGAUUCUUUGCCCUUUUUUAUUCACCUUUUGUAAGAUUCUGACCUGACUCAAACGGGCUUUUGUUGCUAAAGUGAUUCUACUGUAACUGUAAAAUGUGAAGAGUUUGCAUAUUUUUGCACUUCCUUUUUCAGUCUCAUGAGAGCACUAUCUAGCUCUUCAAUGCAGAACACUGAACUACUGAGCAAAAUUCCAACUGUCCUCGUUGUGCUCUUUAAAUCUGAGAGUGGAAAAUUAGCCUGUCCCUCUAAGGAAUUAGAAUUGUAAGUAGAAUGUUAUGCUAUGGUCUGUAGUUUAUAACCCAUUUGAACAACUUUACAUUGUAAGUGGGAAAGGGAUGCCCAUUUUGAUAGAGGAUGUUAGGCUGUAAAAUUAAUAUGAAAUUUAUUAGGAAAUUAUGAGUCAUUUUUAGAAUAGUCGUUCUGGUACUUAUGCAGGAAGUUUCCUGUACUUUUGGUAGGUAUUUCAGAUGACAUUGUGCAACUUAAUGUUGAAAAGACAAGGCCUGCCAUCCUUAUGCAAAGCCAAAAGCCCUGACGGAAGUUUUGCUCUAAGGAUGGACUUGCGAGUUUGAGUCAAACUAGGCUGAAAGUUAGCAAUGAAUUGUGAUAGAAUGAUUACUUGUACUAGAAUAUGAUACAUGUGCAGUAAUGGUUAAGAUGGUUAAUAUUGCUAUAUUCAUGCCAGUGAAUAUAUACAGGAGUUUUAAUGCAUUAUUAUGAGGAGGCUAAUUAUGUAUUGCAGAGAAUUAAUCGCUGAGAUAAGCUGCAUAUUUAUCAUAUGAAAUGGCUUAAGCGGAUGAAUAGUAUAAAAGUUGUUGGGCAUAACGUCACAAUACACACCUGCUUGAAAUAGUCUUAAACUAUAUUAUAAAACCAACCAUUGUGGUCUUGUUCACCCCUGUGCAAGAUAAAUUCAGACUUCACAGAUGUUUGGAGCUGUUCACAACUUGAUUGUACCUUGAGUGUUCUUGUGUCCUCAACCAUGUCAAAUAAAAUACAGUAAAACUAA